CACCUUUCCACUUAUGACAAAGUCAAACUUUAAACUUCCGAUUUGAUAAGCUGAGGGUCUAUAGAGACAAAGCAACUCUUCCAGACACCAGACUUCAUGUUAUUUUUGUAUCAUAUUUGACACUUCAGAUUAACACUUGAUUAUCACUCAUGCAAGGUUUCUUGCAUGAGUGAUAAUGGUACUAUACAUUUGUUAAUAAAAAUGUCAAAAGUUGGUUUUCUACCACAAGCACAUCCUUUAAUUCAUGUAUGUGUUUCAAGCAAAGUUGGCAAACCAACAGCAGCUUGAUUUAGACCCAGCUUGGACCUUUAUCCAACAAAACACAUGUGGCCUUGUGUGACCACAAAAUGGGAGCCAUGUGAAUGGGAUGACCAGCCACCACUUUAAUUGUCACAUUCAUGGUGUCUCAUUGUAAACUGGCCCUCUUAGGUCUGGAACCACCCACUCAGUGGUUCCUAUUAUUUCCACUGUUUCCCUGGUGAUCUGGGCAGGUUUUGUUCCUCAAAACCGACCCUAUAAAAUUCAAAACAAUCCCUUCAGGUUGAUCCUUGUGGAGAAAAAGAUACUUUUGAGCCCUUAAGUAAAACUUCUGAUCUCACAGUUCUUGUCCUUAUAUCUCAUUACCCUUGAUUCAAAUGCAAUGAGUCCGAAUUAUAGAACAAAUAAUUUUUUUAAAGUUUCAAAAGAGAAAAAAAUGAGCCUGGUCCAAAACAGGGAAGAUAAUGACAAUAUGACCUCUGUACCCCCAUAUCUGACCUUUGUGUUGUCCAGAAAUCUAAACACAGCAAAUCUAUUUAUUUCAUAGACUAUUUGUAUCUUAAGUUCUUUGAACAAAUGAUAGAGUUGUAAAAAAAUGGGCAAACUUUAAAAGCUUAUUAACUCCCGAUCAGAUUGAAACAAUCCAAUAAUAAUUCUGUUAUCAUGCAUGUGUUUGAGAAAAAAAAAAAAUACUUGAGCAAGCAGUUCAGGAGAGCGUCUCUGCCCCGUAGCCUCUCAGCACGGGGUCCAUGUGGAGGAGUGAAACAUUAAGAUGUCCGGUGCGUCCUAUCCAGUGUCCCAUAAUUCCUAGCAGCGUCCCUUUUGGUUGGUAGGCUUUAAGAGUCAUCUUCCCAUUGGAGGCUGAGCGCGUCACGAUGAGGGCGGACAGUGGUGUGGUCCACACAGCCCGUGUCAGGGGAGGCUGAGGGUGCCGCCUAAAAGCGUGCCGAGGUAUUGGUUACGUGUUGUUGCUAGGGGCGUGGGUUGUACCGUGAAAUAUUCUACUUUCCCCGAACCUGAAAGAGGGAUGAAAUUCACUGAGACAACAGUCGUAGCAGCUGGACGAGAGAUGCGCUGACAGCCGCCUGCUCCGACCUGAGGGAAACUGUGCCGCAGUGAGCAUAAUCUGAUAAGCGCCUGUGUCCAUCCUGCACUCCGCUCCGGGACAACGCUAUGGAGAGAGAGAGAGAAUAAAAAAAAAAAGAAAAAAAAAAAACAGUACGUGCGGAUAGUUAAAGGAACAAUGCAGAGAUGCUGAGGUCACACUUCUCGGAGCUGAUUCAGGCUUUCACCCGAAACACCUGCUAUUUAUUUGCCUCAGCGAGAGCCCAGGUCGAUGAGCGUUUACAGAGAAUGACAGCUGCGCACUUGGCCGUCCCGUGAUGUGUCUUUUGGAGGGAUUAAUGCGUGGCAGAGCCUAAACACCCUGGCCUGUCCACUGUAGGCCAGUGAUCUGUCUGCGGAACAUAUCACCUUUUUUUUUUUCUUCCACAGGCUAGUAUGCGCUGGAGAAGGGGACCCUAUGCAGUGUGGAGGAAAGUGUUUUCGUGAGCUCAUAGGUUAAACUGGCAAUGACAUCAGGCUUAACUUGAAUAGCUCUGUGCUGUACUGCAGCAAGGUGGACCCGGGGCGUGAGGUGGCAAGGAGCAAUGCACGCAUCCUCCGAGCUGGACAUUUUUGUCGGGAUGUUCUCUGUGCUAAACAAAUUCAAGGCAUAAGGCCAUAUACACCCUGAGCUGGCGAACUGCGUCACUGCACGCGAGUGUUGCAGGUAGGCAGCAAACUCUCCCACCGCCGGGAGAGGAGCAUGCUCAUCAUCUUCCUCACACAAUGUCGCCGGUAGGCUGAGUCUUCAACAAUUACCCGGGAUGGAUUCGGCGGACGAUUCAAGCAAAGAUCCGCCACUGGGAUCCACAUUUUCCUCAGCACCCAAUUUAGACUCGGACAUUAAUGCAAAUGCCUGUAGGCCUAUCUAUGAGAAUGGGACAGACCACCAUGUCAACAUACAAAACGCAGCCCUGCGAGGAGCAAGUGACCCCAGCGCAUACCCCUCCACAGACUACCGAGGACUCAUCCGCCAGAGGUUCAUCCGGCGGAGUUUGUGGGUGUCAGACUCCGAGGAGCAGCAGCCGGUGGACACGUCGGAGUGUGUCAACAGCAGCCCGGUGCUCAACAUUGACCUGCGGACCAUCGUUGAUCGGAGUCGGACCCGGGUUCUUCAAGGAACCCGCCUGGGUCUCCAGGAGCCCCCCAGCACGGAGAGCCAGGUGGGGCUGAAGGAGAGCGUCACAGAGAGCGUGAGCGCAGAUGAGGUGAAGAAAGACAGGACCGAAGCCGAGUCCAAGGCUGAGGUCGUGAACUCGGAUGUCACAGGUAAAGCAGGAAGUGACGAGAACGAAGAGGAGCCCGGGAUGAAGGCUGUGUCCACCUCACCUGGCGGGCGCUUCCUCAAGUUUGACAUUGAGCUGGGGAGAGGUUCCUUCAAGACGGUCUAUAAAGGUCUUGACACCGACACCUGGGUCGAAGUGGCGUGGUGUGAACUCCAGGAACGGAAACUGUCAAAAGUUGAGAGACAGAGGUUUAAAGAGGAGGCAGAGAUGUUGAAGGCCCUCCAGCAUCCCAACAUUGUGCGAUUUUAUGACUUCUGGGAAUCACCGGUGAAAGGGAAGAAGUGUAUCGUUCUGGUGACAGAACUAAUGACCUCAGGGACACUAAAAACGUAUCUGAAGCGCUUUAAGGUGAUGAAGCCUAAAGUUCUUAGGAGCUGGUGCAGACAGAUUCUCAAAGGCCUCCACUUCCUCCACACAAGGACUCCGCCAAUCAUCCAUAGAGACCUCAAGUGCGACAACAUCUUCAUCACUGGUCCUACAGGCUCUGUCAAAAUAGGAGACCUGGGCCUUGCAACACUGAAGAGGGCCUCCUUCGCUAAAAGUGUUAUUGGCACUCCAGAGUUCAUGGCCCCAGAGAUGUAUGAGGAGCAUUACGAUGAGGCUGUGGAUGUCUAUGCCUUUGGGAUGUGUAUGCUGGAGAUGGCCACCUCAGAAUACCCCUACUCUGAGUGUCAAAAUGCUGCACAGAUCUACCGCAAAGUCACAAGUGGGGUGAAACCUGCUAGCUACGGUAAAGUCAGCGACCCUGAAAUUAAGGAAAUAAUCGGGGAGUGCAUAUGUCACAGAUGGGAAGAACGGUACUCCAUCAAGGACCUCCUGAAUCACGCGUUCUUUGCAGAGGAUACAGGCGUGAGGGUGGAGCUCAAUGAAGAAGAUGAUGGGAAGAAAUCAUCUAUUGCUCUAAAGCUGUGGGUUGAAGAUCCUAAAAAGUUGAAAGGAAAAUACAAGGACACUGGUGCCAUUGAGUUUACCUUUAACUUGGUGAAUGAGGUCCCAGAGGUUGUCGCCCAAGAAAUGGUUGAAUCAGGUUUUUUCCUGGACUGCGAUGUGAAGAUAGUUGGGAAGUCCAUCCGAGACCGUGUGGCCCUCAUCAAAUGGAGGAGGGAGCGGACUGUGUCGCCAGGAAAUGGUGAGGCGCAGCAGAACCUGCUGCAGGUGCCCAGUACCGGUGUGCCACAGGGAGCCACAUUAGCCACGACAGAUUAUGAAGACCAAGAGGUGGAGCCACAGACUCUGAUCUGUGCUGUGCCAGCCACCACAUCUACCACAUCUGACAGUGGAGUGAGCUCUACCAUGCAAUUAGACGAGCUCAGCAAUCAGCAAAAUGGGGCCUACCAGUCACUUCCAGAGCCCAUUUCCACAGCUCAGAUGAUCUACAGUCCUCCUGCACAGGCUGACCCUCAGCUGCACCAGGGGCCCUACCAGCAACCCACAGCACAGGCCUCACAUGAAAACUACACACAUGCAUCCAUGCAGUUACACCAGGGAGCCUACCAGCAAACCACAGGUCAACUGCAUCCUGGGGCCUAUCAACAAACUGCAGCACAACUGCACCAGGGGCCUUAUCAGUCUCAAACACGUCACUAUAGUGAUCCCUUUGUAUGCCAUAACAACCUGCUCAUCACUGAGAGCGCGUUGUGUUUUAGGCGUGGAAGCGCUUCCCUGGUUGAGAUGUUACGGUGUAGGACACACCCUCUCACCAAGACAAUGAGCCCAAGCCCCUGCCUAUGUCCGUCACAGGAUCUGGCUUCAACAAAUAGCACAGAGAGCUCAAUGCAUGCCACAGACUACCUAUGCUCUAUCUCUGCCCACAAUCUGCCAUUAUUAUCUCCUCUGUUGUCCCCCCAUAGACACUCUGAUCAUGACUCAGCAAGUCAUUUUAAUUCACCUCUCCUUCCCCUGAAUUUACAACCUCCCUCAGAGCUCCAUCAGAGCGUCCCACGGAGCCCACAGCCCCACCGCCACUGCAAGGCUUGCAUGCCUCUCCUCCUGAGAGAUAGCACGAAGGAAGGUGAAUCUCUGGGACACAUACGCUCUUUCUCCACAUCCACCCAGUUCACUCCAGUCUCUAAGCCAGGCUCACCUCCAUCUCCUCAUCUGUCAAGGACUCCUUCAGUCACUCUCCCUCCUCUUUUGAGAUCAACUUCUCCCCCAUCGUCAAACAGUCAAACAACCCCGUUUAAUUCAGCUUCACAUCUUUCCCCACCCUCACAAGUUGUGCUCCCAUGGAGUUUGUAUGAAGGUGCAGAUCUCACUCUUCUCAACCACUGUCUCCAUCACAUCGUGGGUCGCAGGACCAGUUCUCCCAUCCUCUCGGAGAGAGUCUUUAAUCAUCCAGUUCACAGCCAUGGGGAGGUUGGGGGUGCUUCCUCCUCCGUAUUUGAGCGUAUAGACAAAAGUCAGAGCCUGGAGGUCCCGCUCUUCUGUAGCCCAAAUCUGGACAGGAACCUGAUGUUACUGCGACAGAACAGCAAGGGCAGACUGGAUCCACUGACAGUUUCUGCUCCACCUACGCCAGCCCCUACUGCACCCCAGAGUAGACAGACAGCACAGAGUUUUCCAGCUGCAGCCCCCACUCUACAGACACAGGUUACUGUGCAACCCGGCCAGGAGCAGUGCCAUCUCCAACCAGCUGCUGUCCUGCCCCAGCUGUUAUCUGCUGACCAGCCUACAUCUCAUCUGAGUCCUCCUGACAUAUCUGCCAGUUUUCCACAGUCAGUCUCCAGUGCUCCUCCCCCACUCCUGCCCCUCCAGAUCAGCACACAGUUUCCCUCACCAUAUCCCGUUGUUAAAACAGGGGGCCACAAGCCCCCUCCCUUCUCCCAAGCUCCUCUGCCAUCUGCCUACAGCAGCAGUGGCCCUUCUAUGUCUAGCACCUACUACUCACCCUCACCCCACCAUCCCUCCCUUCCUCUGACCCCUCAUGCUGCCUUGCCCUCUAUACCUACUCUAGGAACCCCUCAGACCCCUCUGUCCACAGCUCAGCACGUGCCCAAUAUGGUGCUCCCAAUUCCACUUCUUACCAUGGCCAUGCCCCCUGCAAUGCCCCAGCAGCAGGGCGGCCCUGCUCCAUCUCAGCCAAACCUUUGUAGCUUCCAUUCCACCCAUUACUUACCUCUCUCCCAGGUACGAACCACCCCAUACCCCGCCCCCCACCCUGAGCAGGAAAUGGCUGAGCAGCCUAUCCAGGUACAGACGAUUGCUCCACAGGGGAAUUUGGGAGAUGUUCAGCUUUUGGCUCCGGUCCACCCCGUCUUGCCUUCUGUUCAGACUUCUCUCUGGGGAAGUGGGGUUGAUGCAGAGACUACUGCAGCUGGCCUAGACUUAACUGUAGGUCCUGCAGUUCCAUCUCCAGUUCCAGCCCCAGCCUCAAUGUCAGUCUCAGCUACAGUUCAAGUCGAAUCCCAAGCACCGGCACAAACCCCAGCUAUGGUCCCAGCACAAAGCCAACCACCAGUCCCAGUAUCAGCUCAAGCUGCAGCCAUGCCGCAAACUCAAACUCCAGCUUCAACUCCAAUGCAGGUUCCAAUAGCAGUACCAGCUCCAGCCUCAGCCCCAGUUAAAGCACCAGUCUCAGCAUCAGGUCCUGCUUUUGAACCACCAAAAGUCUCAUCUACAAGCUCAGACACGUCUUCUGUUAUUGGCAAACCCCAACACACAGGUUUAGUCUCGGCCCCAAUCCCUGUCACCCUACCAGCCCCAGUGCAAUCUGCAGCCCCCGCUCCUGCUCCAGCUCCUGUCGCAGCUUCAGUCCUAGCUCCAGUUCUGCAGCCUACUGGCAUCCAGACAGCAGUCUCAUUGCCUGAGUGUGCCAGCCUCGCCACAACUCAGCAAAACCUCGAAAUGACAUCUGCGUCUAGCACCUUUCAACAAGAGCCCUCUGUAGAGGAUGUGCUUCAGGACAAACCAGUAUCUUUACUGAACUAUGCCUAUGACAGUCUCAACUCUGAUGUGGCAUCUGGUAAGGAAACAAGUGACGGCUAUGACAGCUUGGCUAGUGGGGGGAAGGGGGAUGGAAAACCCAGGAAACACCACCGCAAGUCUGCCCGUACACGUUCCCGGCAAGAAAAGACCAGCAAACCCAAACUUAGCAUGCUCAAUGUUUGCAACACUGGUGAUAAAAUGGUCGAAUGCCAGCUAGAGACUCACAAUCACAAAAUGGUGACAUUUAAGUUUGAUCUUGAUGGAGAUGCUCCAGAGGAAAUUGCCACUUACAUGGUAGACAAUGGCUUCAUCCUUCUGUUAGAGAAGGAGAUCUUCAUCGACCAGCUAAAGGACAUCGUGGAUAAAGCUGAGGACAUGCUGAAUGAAGACAUAGAGGGUGAAAGGGCCUCCACCUUAAGUUGUAGUCCACAACAAGGCCAAAUUUCUGAGGGGCUAGAGGGAGAGAGUCAGCAGCCUGGAGCACCUCAGCCUGUCUAUCAGCAGAACGUUCUUCAUACAGGAAAAAGAUGGUUCAUAAUCUGCCCUGUAGAAGAGACACCCACAUCCAGCCAGGACACCCCAUCUGACGGCACAACUACGCAGUCACCUGGGAGUUCAACCACCACCCAGCCUGCUGACAGCGGCAUUGCAAGGCCAUCUGCAUCCAGAGAAGAGGGGUCAUCCUCUACAAUGUCUGGUGGCAGUGGAGGCUUCUCCUAUGAUGUGUAUGGAUUCUGUAGUCCUCCAAUAAUGUCCAACACAGACCCACUUCUUUUUGCCACUCUGUCACCUCCUGUGUCUGCUCCCCCAACGCUUCAGUCUGUAUCAUCAGUGGAGCCUGUGGGCAGCUCAGUGCAGCCCAGUGUGCAUCAGGCUCAGCCAGCCAGGGCUCAACCUUUGCCCCCGCCGUCCCCACAUACAUCUUUCCCAGUGGAUGAGCCACAGGGAUCCCCUCUGGGUUCCAUCUCCCCAAUCCACGCCGCUCAGCAGAUGGCUGACAUGACAUGUCCUGUUUCUAUGGCCGAGGAGGUGCCCUGUUGCCCUCUGGUCAUGCCGCUAUCUCUGGAUGUGAGCGGUUCACAGGGUGGGCCUCCUCUCACCCCACUUCCCCUCCAGGAGCCAGGUUCAGCCAAAGAGCCGCUGUCUGUCUCUUACACCUCUGCAGUGCGAAGCGAGCGACCACAGCAGCCUGUGGUGCUCCACCAGCCUUUUUCCAGCGUGGGAGGGACCAAAGUGUCCUCACUACCCCAGAGCCCAGCGCCAUCCCAGCCGGGAGCAGGGCCUGGUGAGUCAGAUGGUGAAGGACGGCUUGGCCGUGGGGGCUUUGUGGACAGCACCAUAAAAACACUGGACGAAAAACUAAGGAACUUGCUCUACCAGGAAUAUGCUCCCAUGUAUCCAUCAGGCAGUGCUGCAGAGACACCAGGCUCUGGCACUGAGUACAUUCAGUCUCCUCCUGGUCCAGACAGCGCCACAGGAGGGUCAGGAAACAGCACGCCAGGGCCAAUGGGGGAGGGACGUUACAGGGCAGGAGAACAGCUGCCUCAAAUUCCAGAGAGAAUGGAUAGUUUGAGCACACUGAGUGACUCAGCCGUGUGUGCUUCGCUGUCAAGAAGACACGUUCCUCAUUCUGCUUCCUGCUCCGGAACAAGAGGUCGAUUUAAGAUCAUCUCUGUUCCUCCUGAAGUGGCCAACAGACGCGAUGUGAAACAAAGGAGCUGGAGCAGCGCCGCCUCACCGGCGCACCCUGUAGCAUACAGUGAGGACCAUGUUCAGGCUGAGGCCAUGGUUACCUCCACCACAAUUGGCCGUUUCUCUGUGAUAAGCACUGAAGACGAAAUUACACAGAGAACACGUUGCAGCCGCUACUCUGCCCCGCCUGAUUUCUACCUGGACACACCUCCUUCCAUGGCCAAGAGGGGCUCCCUGCCCCGUGCCCUGACCUCGAACUCUGUCCCUGUGGACGUCACAGUCCAUGCUCGCUUCCUUUCCUCUGACUCGGGGGCUGAGAGUAGCCCUGCAAAGCUGGCUCCUGCCACCCCAUCUCAACAUACUCGCUCCGAGCGCAGAGGAAGUGACCUCAUGAAGAGGGCAGUGGCCUUCCUCCGUCGAUCAGGGCGCAGCAGCAGUGUGCAGAGCUCUGACUCACCAAGUAGGCAUGGAGGUGUGCAUGGCUCAGCCUAUGGCAGCAGCGAUAAUGACUCAGAGAUGGAGGACUCGGACAUGAAGAGGGAACUACAGAGACUCAGGGAGAAACAUCUGAGGGAGAUCUCUGAACUGCAGGCCCAUCAGCGGGGAGAAGUGGAACUGCUAUAUCGCCGGCUUGGCAAAGCCCCUCCUUCUGGCCUGGGUCUGUCACACGUUGCACCACAUGCCGGCCGUAGAAAGAGAUCCAGCAAGCACAAGCUGAAGCCUGGCAAACUUCUCAGCCCUCUGGUUCAACAAUUUAGAAAUGUCACAACCAAAACUAGUGACUCCAGCAGAUCCAGUGCUGCUACAGGUACAGGUGAGCCCACGUUGAGUUUAAAUGGCUCUCCAGCCAAAGGGUCUUUCCCCACUCACGGCAGGGCGCGGUCGUGCACGAGCCACAUUCCCUGCUCAACCUCAGAGCCUGUGCAGACUCAGCAGCCCUGUUCUCUCAAGGGGUCUUUGUCGUCUGAUAACAUUUACGCUGGAUUACAUGGAGACGGCACCGGCACACAAGUUCCACCCGGACAAGGCUGGUCUAAUUACCCUCCACCAUCUGAGAGAGUGACCUAUAAAUCCAGUAGCAAGCCACGAGCUAGAUUUCUCAGUGGGCCUGUGUCUUUGUCUAUCUGGUCAACACUGAAGCGACUGUGUCUCGGCAAAGAGCGUGGCAGCAGGUCUGCGGCCGGAUCAGGGGCUUUUAAUCAAUCACAGCAGCCGCCUACUGGUGCCACACCUCCUCCUCAUCAGCCAGUGAUGGGACUGGCCCAAGCUCAGGCCAAUAACAGCAACAACAAGACAGCCACAUACACUGGCACUUCAAUGAGUGGUAAUGAAAGCAAUCUGCCUGAAGACUUGCAACGGCUGAUGGACGACUGGGCCCAGGAGGUUCUUAUUGUCACCCACAGGCCACGCACUAACUCUCUGAGCAUCAGUGGGCAGCACCUGUGGGAUCAUGUUGUACCUCGAACACAUAGACAACUGGCUAGUGCUUCAGAUGUGAGUUUCAUGCUAAUAUCAUCAUGGACGGCCUCUGGUCCAGAGGCCUGCAGUCUGCUCCUGUCAUGGCCUGACAGCCCGGGGUCAACAGUGAUGACCACCCCCUCCACAGGACCCCAUCCCAGCUAUCAGCUACACUCUCCUGCUCCGUUAAGGGCCUUGUCCUCCUUCCCUCUCCCUUCAGGAGUUUUUGCCUUUCCUGCUGUGCCCUCAGCCCAGGACACCCCCACUCCGGCUCCAGCUAAAUCAUAUCAGCCGCCUGACCCCAAAGCCAGGACUCUCUAACCUGAGUAGCAUUGCGUCUUCCAACUCUAUUACCAAAAAGAAAUCUCAUUAUACUCCUAGUCAAUCUUAUGUGCAUAUACUGUAUAUAUUUAACCAGCAUGUAUGUAACCAUAUGUACAUACUCGUCUCUAUUCUUGACUUUUAUUUUGUUUCAUUUGCAUCAACAUACCUCAUGUCCAUAUUGCAGUACAUAAUCCUUGAGUGCAGUGUAACGGUAGUAGUACAUUUAAAGAUGUAUAGUUAGCCCAGUCAGGCUUAAAAAGUGCAGAUUUUGUCAUUGCUUACAUAUCUUUCCACUCACUGAAUGUACAUAACGUACUGUCCAUUCAUCCUGUGUUUAUAUAAAUAGUUCAUGUUUGUGUUGCUCAUAUCACUCCUAUAUAGAAGCUGCCGUGUGUAUAUAUAUGAAUUCUUGUUAGUCUGUACAUAGCUCCUGUGUUUGUACAGUUAACAUUAGAUAAUCCAUAGGUUGGUGCUGCAGCUCUGUGUCUUAAUGCAACACCUUAUUAGCCACCAUCAUGCCGUCACUGUGAAGACUUGACAUCCUGGUCACUAGGACCGGUUGCUUUACUCUGCUCUCUCAGUCCAAGGAUAGGUUUCAUUCUUCAUCGAUGAAAUGCUUCCAGCACAAGCGCUUGAAAUAUCCUUAAGAGAUUUGAAUGAACUUGAACUUUAUCUUCAGGUGAAAAAAAAAAAAACACCUGUGAGAGUGCCUUGAAUUGCAGUUUCAGUUUUCUGGAGAAAAGCAGACACUAGAGAUUCUAUAUAUGCUUUCACCUUCAAAGGUAAAUAACAUGAUUUGAAUAAUGAAUGUGGAUUAAAACGUAUUUGAUUUACAGAACAGAACAACAGAUCAUAAUUAAUCACAAUAAUCUGGUCAUGUUGCAGUUGAUAAAAUAUCAAAAAGUCCAAAACUGAGUUAGGUAAUUUAAUAUUUUAACUGUGGGUUUUUCCUUGUUCACUGAUUUUCUUGUGGGAUUGCUCUACAAACUGCACCACAGCCUGCAUGAAUACACUGAUAUUCUGAAUGUGCACAGGUUGAUGUGGUGAGUUACAGGAGGAUAUUGUGAAGAGAAACUGGCACUGAAACCAUACGACAAGGAGGGCUGAAGGACUCAACAUACGAGUCAAAAUCAUAAUCAUCCCAUACCUCUGCUGAUGCAGUCUGUAGCUUUAUAUAUUGUUGCCUUUGUGGUUUUUAAGAGAUUACUGUGUGGUUGGUUGUUGUUUGAUAAAAAUGCUGAUGAUAUGACGAUGUUAGUGACGUCAUGAAGAAUGUGAAUUAUUGAGAAGCAACAACUGUUUGACAUGUUAUUUGUACAAUGCAUAGGUUUUGUAAGUCAUGUUUAUUAGAUGCUGGCCUCACACGAUCAUCUGGCUCAUACAUCUAAUUGUAUGUAUUACGGCUUAACUCAAAGAUCUCCACCAAAUAUUGCACUAUCACUGUUUCGGUUAUUUCAAUAGUAACGCCUCAAAAACACUUUCAAUACUGACUUCUCUUGUCUAACUUCUUUAAUUCCCUUGUGGAGAGUAGUUUGUUGAAUGCAUCAGUGUUUUGAUGUAUCCUAUGAAAACAAAGCAGUAGCAAAAAUCUAUGUAGUCAAAAGCAGGAUGGACAUAAUGAGUCAGGCAGUUCUUCAAAACUGAGACAGCCAUUGUAAACACAUCGCUUAAGUGCAGACUGAACUUAACAAAACGGUUACUUUCAAUUUUAACGCAACAUUUUUUUUUUUUUUUUUCAGUUAAAGGAGUAAUCAAUUGAUUUAAUACUGCACUUCCGUACAGUUGGGGGUCUAACAGUGGUCAAGAUGAUACAGACAGAGGCUGAGAUAUCCUCACUGUUAGUCCCCAGUACGGGUGAAGUUCCAGAAACGCUGGAGCCUGCAUUUCCCAUAAUACAGCUCUGUAACAUCUUUGACGUCAUUAGAGUUAUUUUUCAAAUUUGGGAGAGCUUUUUCUAGAGCCACAGAAGACAUUAUACAGCAGUUUGCACAGGCUAAGUAGUAGCCUACUCCUUGUAAUGAGUAAACUGAACUUUAUGUAAAUUUGUGCCCCUAUAAAAUCCCUCCAUGUUUGCAAAAGUGUGACAAUAUUUUGAUUUAAGCUUAAUAUUUGUCUUAAAGGCAGAAUUUCUUUCAUGAUGACUGGAUGAUGAUUUUGUUUUUCUUGAGAACAUGUCCUAUCCUGCUAUUUUCUUUGUGCUUCACACAGUAAUUCCUGUCUUUGAUCUCUUUAACGCUUGCAGUGAAAGCUAGUUGUAUGUUUGCUUUUGCCUGCUGUUUCCCUCACACUUUCCUGACCUCGUCAGAUCGGUUCUCUUUCACAAAAGCUGUACAUACGUGAAGACAGUAAUAAUAAAUUCAUUUUUGCUUGA
Seriola aureovittata is the source of this 12417-nucleotide messenger RNA. RefSeq names its product WNK lysine deficient protein kinase 2 (gene wnk2). The transcript has 30 exons. The record is from RefSeq and is a predicted model, not a curated record. Gene Ontology annotation, biological process: protein phosphorylation; monoatomic ion homeostasis; positive regulation of sodium ion transmembrane transporter activity. Gene Ontology annotation, molecular function: ATP binding; protein serine/threonine kinase activity; chloride channel inhibitor activity. Gene Ontology annotation, cellular component: cytosol; cytoplasm. Lineage: Eukaryota; Metazoa; Chordata; Actinopteri; Carangiformes; Carangidae. Bases 2127 to 10043 code for a protein of 2638 amino acids.